AUGGACAGACGUACAAAAGGAAACAAUGAAAAAAUAAGUCAAAAGGUUGUGCCAAAACAAACACACAAUGAAGAGGACACAGUUGGUUCGAAAGUGCCUCCUUCAGUCAUGCCGAAAAAUUCGAUCACUAAAAAAGGAAUAUUUAUACCAUCUCAGAAUCAAAAAAAGACCAUUUUAGUCUGUGUGAGCAACUUGGAUCAAAAUGUCACAAAAGAACAGUUAAAACAACUUUUUAUGACUGUUGGAAAAGUUCUAAAAAUUUCGAUACCAACUAACAAGAAAGGUAAACCUAAGAGUUGCGCGUUAAUAAAGUUGGAUUCAGAUGAGGCGGUAGAUAGAGCUGUGAAUAGUCUGAACAAGACAAAGUUGAAUGAUCAAAAAAUCACUGUCGAGAAGAAAAUGAUCGAUGUAAUGAAUGUUUCAGAUUUAUCAAAUAAAUUGGGACUCACUAAAAGCUUAACUUUUUUGAAACCUUCAGAAGAAUUAGACAAUUUGAAUGCACAACUCGAAAAGUUAAAAAAGAGAACAGCUCGGUUGUCGGACAUGACAGCGAACGAAAGAAGAAGGAACUAUAAAUUAGAAAGAAAAGCUAUUCUCAAAAUAAAAAAGGCCGCUGUGGAAGAAUUUAAAAGACAAGAAAAAGAGGCCCAAAGCGUUGCCACCGAAGUAAAAGCUGAAACUGUCGAAGAAAAAAACGAACAGAAAAUUGAACAGACUGAUUAA
Molecule: messenger RNA, 723 nt
Organism: Entamoeba invadens IP1
Lineage: Eukaryota; Evosea; Mastigamoebida; Endamoebidae
Exons: 1
Coding region: 1-723 (240 amino acids)
Molecular function (GO): RNA binding
Source: RefSeq, a predicted model, not a curated record